Lodderomyces jiufengensis is the source of this 993-nucleotide messenger RNA. It is a transcript of the gene CDC28, whose product is annotated as cyclin-dependent serine/threonine-protein kinase. The transcript has a single exon. Gene Ontology annotation, molecular function: cyclin binding; ATP binding; cyclin-dependent protein serine/threonine kinase activity. Gene Ontology annotation, cellular component: cyclin-dependent protein kinase holoenzyme complex; cytoplasm; nucleus. Lineage: Eukaryota; Fungi; Ascomycota; Pichiomycetes; Serinales; Debaryomycetaceae. Bases 1 to 993 code for a protein of 330 amino acids. Gene Ontology annotation, biological process: regulation of gene expression; regulation of G2/M transition of mitotic cell cycle; protein phosphorylation. The record is from RefSeq and is a predicted model, not a curated record.
AUGGUAGAAUUAUCAGAUUAUCAAAGACAAGAAAAAGUAGGAGAAGGAACAUAUGGAGUUGUAUAUAAAGCAUUAGAUACAAAAAAUAAUAAUCGUAUAGUUGCAUUAAAAAAAAUUAGAUUAGAAUCAGAAGAUGAAGGAGUCCCAUCAACAGCAAUAAGAGAAAUUUCAUUAUUAAAAGAAAUGAAAAAUGAUAACAUUGUAAGAUUAUAUGAUAUAAUACAUUCAGAUUCUCACAAGCUUUAUCUUGUGUUUGAAUUUUUAGAUUUAGAUUUAAAAAAAUAUAUGGAAUCUAUACCACAGGGAACUAAUGUUGGAUUAGAUUCUCAAAUGAUUAAAAGAUUUAUGUUACAAUUAAUAAAAGGUAUAAAACAUUGUCAUUCUCAUCGUAUAUUACAUCGUGAUUUAAAACCUCAAAACUUGUUGAUUGAUAAAGAAGGAAAUUUAAAAUUAGCUGAUUUUGGAUUAGCAAGAGCUUUUGGUGUACCUUUAAGAGCUUAUACUCAUGAAGUUGUUACUUUAUGGUAUAGAGCUCCUGAAAUUCUUUUAGGUGGGAAACAAUAUUCAACAGGAGUAGAUAUGUGGUCAGUUGGUUGUAUAUUUGCAGAAAUGUGUAAUAGAAAACCAUUAUUUCCAGGAGAUUCAGAAAUUGAUGAAAUUUUUCGUAUAUUUAGAAUUUUAGGAACACCAAAUGAAUUAAUAUGGCCAGAUAUAAAUUAUUUACCUGAUUUUAAACAAGGGUUCCCACAAUGGAAAAAGAAAAAUUUGGCGGAAUAUGUACCAAGUUUAGAUAAUGAUGGGUUGGGGUUAUUAGAAGAAAUGUUAGUUUAUGAUCCAUCAAAAAGAAUUAGUGCAAAAAGAGCUUUAAUUCAUCCUUAUUUUAAAGAAACUAAUAAUUUUUUAAAUCAUCAACAACAUCCUCAACAACAACAACAUAUACAUGGAGAUAAUAUGAUUAAUGAAACUUUUUCAAAAUCUAUUAUAAUGGGGUAA